UCGGCGUUAUUUCUACGUCAUUCUCAUAGACUGACGCUUUAAUCCGGAUCCUAAUGGACGUGUCUAGGGUAUAAAGCAGCAGUGAAGUUUGUUGAGACGCUAAAAACAGUGUAGAAAUGGUUGGAUUCAGUUGGAUUGCUCGAAUCGAUUCUCUGAGGUGACUCGGUUGAAAAGCAGCGAUUCGCUGAGUGCGCGCUCAGUCGAGCUGAAUCUGCUGAACAGAGAGGACGCGGCGGAGCGGAGCUGCAGAGAGAAAAAUGAAAUAAAACGAUUUUUACAAAAAUAAUCCGGAUUAUUAACAUCAGAACACACAGAGAGGAAGGAGAUAUAGCGACGGAGAAAGAAUAGAUUCGGUCUUCUUCUGAAGUCCACACAGACCUUCAUUCAACAACAUGAGAACCGAAGAGACCUCAGGAACGGUUCUGCACCGGCUGAUCCAGGAGCAGCUUCGCUACGGGAACCCCACAGACGCCCGCACCCUCCUGGCCAUCCAGCAGCAGGCCCUGCGGAGAGGGAGCAGCGGAGGUGGAGCCGGAGGUGCUGGAUCAUCUCAGUCUUCUUCUGAAAGCCUCUCGCAGGACGAGCCUCAGUCCCCCAAGCUUUCUGCCAGGCAGGAGCCGCAGGGCCAGGAGCACCAGGCCGACUACCAGCACUCAGAAAGCUACCAGCUGUACUCCCACCACCAUGAGCAGCUGCCCACCUACGAGCAGGCCAAGGAGCAGUCCCAGUACCUGGCGUCUCAGUGGUUCCACAACGCCCAGCCCUGCAAAGACUACGCCUUCGAGACCAGCGUGCAGCCCUAUAAUGAAGACGACAGGUGGGAUGCCAAGCGUGGCCAUGCGCGGUCUCUUAGCGAGCGACUGAUGCAGCUGUCGCUCCAGCGCAAAGCCGCAGAAGCUGCAUCGACCUCCAUCAGCUCCUCCAGCAGCUACCCGCAGAUAGCCGGUUACCAUGCAAACCAGGCACCCAAGGAUAACCACGGUCCGUGGCUGGAGUACCCGCUGCCCCUGCAAUCCCAGGCAACAACCACAUACCACCCUCAGGAGUACGAGCAAUUCUACACCUCACCCCCACCACCUUUCCACGCCCAGCACAACAACAGGUUCGUUCCACCUAUGCUGUCACCAGAAGUGCGCCACGUGUUCUCCAGUGCGCCCCCUGCAGGCAGGGAGGUGUACACGCCAGGCUGCAACCAGAUGGAGCUGCUGAUGAAGGAGAAUGAGAGACUGAAGCAGGAGCUGGAGGACCAUGUGGAGAAAGCCUCCAGGAUUCAGAAGCUGGAGCAGGAGAUCCAGCGCAUUUCGGAAGCGUACGAGACGCUGAUGCAGGGCUGCGUGAAGCGCGAGACGCUGGAGCAGACGCUGAGGAACAAGCUGAUGGCUGAAGUGAAGAGGCUGCAGGAGCUCAACUCGGAGCUCAGAGACAGCCUGGAGAACACCAGCGCUCAGGCAGCAAAGGAUGUGGAAGCUGCUGACCACAACCAGCACGUGGUCUCCAAGCUCAUCAUGCAGAUGGAGGAGCAGAAGCUGCAGGCCGUGCGGCUGGAGCGAGAGGUGGAGGCUCAGCGCAGGCGGGUGGAGGCGCUGGAGGUGGAGCUAAGCUCAGCACGCAGACACAGCCGGCAGCUGCAGGCGGAGCUGCAGAGGAAGAGUGCGUACGUGGAGCGGGUGGAGCGCCUGCAGGGGGCGCUGGCUCAGCUACAGGCUACCUGUGAAAAGAGGGAGGGGCUUGAGCUGAGACUGCGGACGCGACUGGAGCAGGAGCUACGUACACUUCGGAACCAGCAGAGGCAGACCCAGGCCUGUCAGAGCAGUGGUCCAGCGAGUGCUGAGUCCUCUGCGAGUGUCGCCGCCCUGCUGGAGCGUCUGAGAGAGCGCGAGGAACGGAUUCUGGCCCUGGAGGCCGAUAUGACGCGCUGGGAGCAGAAGUACCUGGAGGAGAGCACCAUGAGGGAGUUCGCCAUGGACGCAGCGGCCACUGCUGCAGCUCAGAGAGACACCACCAUCAUUAAUCACUCGCCCUGCCAUUCCACUAAAAGCAGCUUCAGUGAGGAUUCACCUAACGCUGAGUUCAGGAACCAGGAGGUGGAGAACAGAAUUCGCUCUCUGUACGGUCAGAUUCUGGAGAAGGAUGCUGUGAUUAGCGUUUUGCAGCAGAGAUUCCAGCAGGAACAGGAGAAAACGGAGGCGUCUGACACAAGCCCCGCCCAGAACACAGGUAACGAUGGUGUGAGUGGUCAGACAGCAGCUAGCGUGCCUCGUCUUUGUCGUGUGGCGGCUGCAGUGUGUAAAGCCAGGAUCCAGGCUGAGCCUGCGACACCCACCAGUACCACCACCAGUACAACCACAGAGCAGAGCUCAAACACAGAGCCCAGCCACGAAUCCACCCAGCUGCAGCUGUCCCCCCAGCCUGCGGACCCCUUCAGAGGCCUGGACAGCGUGGAGGCUGAGGCGGUAGAGAUCUUCAUAUGAGCUCCAUCAGUCUUCCUUUCAUGAUCCGGAGAGUUUGCACAGACACUGGCGCCACAGGAAUGGCAGCUGACCCCUCGGCAGAGGGCAGGAAUGCGGCAGUUUCAGAUGACAGAGCUGACUGGACGACCCAAAGCUGAGCUUUUGUGGACAGCUCUCUAAAUGAAUGUGACGCUCAAGCUGGUCUUCGGGUGUUUGGACAUUUCUGGAGCUUCUUGCUGCGUGAGGUGUUUGUGGAGUGUUUGUGGUGUGAGAUUUGGACGGGUGUGGAGUGCUUGUGACUGUUUCAUUGCUGCUAGAGUCUAAAAGAAUGUGUUUUUUCCAUCUAUCCAUCUAGAGUGUCCUAAUACAUAUGGGACACAUGGUAUAGAUGGUUCAUGCUUAAGAUUGUACAUUGACUGUACAAUGGAGUGCUUAGUGAUUUCCUUAGUUAAGUCCAUGUUGGUUUCCCAUUGAACUGUAACGGAUGUACACAAAUCGACCAAUUACAGAUGAGAGACAAAAGAUGGACACACAAAUCCACAAGUUAAACCCAGCUAGAGACAAAAGACAAGGUUCUUGACGGAUCAAGAAACAUCGGGAAAAAUCAACCUGUGCUGGAAAAUUCAUCAAUCUGCAAGACAAUGCUUGUAGUACCCAGUAGUGCAGUUUAUUAACAGUUGGCAGUAGCUGCUAAACAACAAAAUGGACAGUUAUAGAUAAUUUACUUCACUACCAUAAACAGUGAAGUUUUUAACGGAAGUUUUACUGGAUUCAUUUAGCAUUCAAUUGCAGAGGUGGAAAAAGUACUGAUAAAUAGUAAUUAAGUAAAUUACCUUUACUUUGCUGUAAUUCUACUCAAGUAAAAGUAAAAGUACCCAUCGAAAAAUCUACUCGAGUAAAAGUAAAAAGUACUUUUUUUUUUAAAUGUACUUUGAGUAAAAGUUACAUAGUUACUUUUAAUUAUUUGAUGUAAAAAAGUAAAAAACAAAUAAUAAAUUAAAUAGUUUUUAAUGAACUAUUAUUGCACAUAAUCAUUUGUACUCAGUAAUUGGGAGUUUUCCAAUGUAGCAAAGUAAAUUACUUGUGUCAAAAGUAAGUAGUUGAGUAAAAGUAAAAUGACCUUUUUAAAAACUUUUUAACAUUUUAAAAACUACUUUAAACAUUACAAAUUACUCAUAAAAUCCACUCAAUUACAGUAACUUGAGUAAAUGUAAUUCAUUACUUUCCACCUCUGUUCAAUUGUGUGAUCGAUCGUAUGUUUGUAUAUCAAGUAUUGACUACAGCUUUGAACAGAACUCAAAUUUUAGGAUCUUAAAGGCCCGAAACAUUCCUAAUGCAAGAAUGUGUAUACAGACUUAGCGCUACACAGACUAGGUUUUGCACAUAAUUAAGUGCAAAAAAUUACCACCAACUCUCAUGACGUAACUCUAUCCUGUUUACACAUCUUAACACAUGUUAAUUUUGGCCCAGGCAUUGGCAUAUGCUAGGACUGUAUAAUAAAUACAUAUUUUUACAUUAUUGUGAUAUGACUUCAAAAUUUAGACAGUGAUCAUGUGACAUAAGAAAAGCUGGAGGUGGAUUGAGGCAGAGUUACAGCGAGGCAGAGUGAGGUAGAGGUCCACAGUGUAUGCCAACACUGAACUACUUCUACUUUUACUGUUUUCGCGCCUUGGAAAAAGGAGUAAAAAAAAGGCAUUGCCAAUUUAUUGUGUUCUAAAUUGAUGUUGGGAUAUCCAACAGCUUUACUGCACAUAAGUAUUUAAAAAAAAGUGUUUAAAUGAUUAAAUCCCCUGAUCAAAUUUAAUUGAAAGAAUCUCAUGAACAGUGUGUAGCAUUUGGAUCAGUUAUGCACCAAAAAAAAUCAAAUUUCGGCUUUUUCUGGCUACUGCACUUGCGCAGAUCCCCUCUAUGAAAAGGCAGAGGUUUCUUUAAUAGCAUGCUAAUUUUCUUCCACUGCGCAAGCACUGUAAGCAGCAACCUGAUUGGCUCCUUUAGCUGAAGGCUUAGCAUGCCUGCAUAAACAAUGUUUUGGGUCUAAUGCACAGUAAAGUACAAUACAAACCCUCCUAAAUUAGUUAUGCACUGCUCAAAAUAUCCAAGUUAUUUUAUAUUGAAUGUCACAUUUUCACCUUUUUUAUCAGUCUACAGUCUUUCCAUCGUUUCCCUCAGCAUUCCUCUGUUAAAAAAGUCAUUCAGUCAGUAAUUCAGUCAGUCAGUUCUUCCUGGUCUCACGCUGCUGCGGAACGGUUGAUCUCACCACAUUCCUAUCCUAUUGAAUUUCUCCCAGAGGCUCAGAUUGAUCUGGGUGCUUUUACAGCUCCACCUUUACUGCCUGUUGUAAACGGUGAGCAUUCUUGUCAUUUUUUUUUUCUUUUUCUCCUCUCGGACGCCCUUGAAGGCUGGGCAAACAAAGCAAUAUUCACUCUUACGUUCUUUCUGUGGAAUCAGGAAGGCUCUACCUGUUAUUGUCUAAAGGAUCGGCAUGUUUCGAUCGCUCAAAUUAUAAUUGGAGCGUCCUAGCGGCGUUGUGUUGUACGUUAUUUAGCCUUUUUAACUUUAACUUAACUUUUUUUUGUUCUUUUAUUUUAUCUGUGAAUGUCUAUGAAUGUCUUUUUCUUUUUUUUUUCUCCAAUAGUGCAUCUGCUGGCCAGUGCGCUUUCUAAAGAGAACCCUGUUAAGCUACAUAUUCUUUGUCUGUUUGUUUGUUUGUUAAUAUAUGUUAAUAUAUUACGUUGAAGCCAGAAUGUAGUGCCAAGAAAGACCUGACCUGAUCUGACGCCAAAGACUUUUUUUUUUUUUUUUUUUUUUUUUAACAUUUCACUGAAGUUAACACUCUUCAAAAAUGUUUCAUUCCGGACCACGGCUUUGUUGAGCUCUCAUUAAUGUGUAUAUAUAUAUAUAUAAAACAGAUGUGAACGUUCUGGAACAUUUCACAAUUACGUAAAGAGAAAAAUAAAGGUAUUAAUAUAUAUAUAU
This is a messenger RNA of Astyanax mexicanus (Mexican tetra), 5426 nucleotides long. It is a transcript of the gene amotl2b, whose product is annotated as angiomotin like 2b. Bases 393 to 2471 code for a protein of 692 amino acids. The record is from RefSeq and is a predicted model, not a curated record. Gene Ontology annotation, cellular component: cytoplasmic vesicle; bicellular tight junction; plasma membrane. The transcript is spliced from 11 exons. NCBI's taxonomy places the organism in Eukaryota, Metazoa, Chordata, Actinopteri, Characiformes, Acestrorhamphidae. Gene Ontology annotation, biological process: hippo signaling; regulation of cell migration; actin cytoskeleton organization.